This is a messenger RNA of Anneissia japonica, 793 nucleotides long. RefSeq lists its product as uncharacterized. Lineage: Eukaryota; Metazoa; Echinodermata; Crinoidea; Comatulida; Comatulidae. The record is from RefSeq and is a predicted model, not a curated record. Bases 32 to 793 code for a protein of 253 amino acids. The transcript has 4 exons.
AGGUACCUAGCUAACAAAAGUUGUCAAAAGAAUGGCAGAAAAGAAGAAAAGAGUUGUGUGGAGGGAGGGAGAGGUAAAAGAUUUGAUAGCAAUCUGGGGAAGCCCAGAAUUUAGAGAUAGAAUCGAAGUGAAAAAUUGGAAAAGCAGUACUUCCGGCCAAAAAAUGCUUGUAUUCGAGGAUGUGGCAGCUACUCUUCACAGCUUUGGUCACCCACGGAAGGAUGGUCAUAAUAUCCAAACAAAAAUCAAAGGUCUGAGAUCGUCUUACAAGGCUAUUAAUGAUAAGAUUAUAAGAUCGGGAUCGGGAACAGAUUGUUUAGAAGAUUUCCCAUAUUUUGAUUCGAUUAAUGAAAUCUUGGGUCAUAGACCAAACAUCUGUCCACCAGAGAGAACAGUUGGGGAUUCUUUCGGUCCAGCAUUUCAUCUGAGCAAUCCUAACACUACCAGACCUCGACCUAGGCCUAGUAGUAGUAGGUCUAGGCCUAGCCCCACAUCUAGCCCGUGCCCCGGAACUAGCAGCUCGGCAAAAGAAAAUGGGCUUGAAGAGUGGUAUGCAAAUGAUGAUGAUGAAGAAAUACAAUCAAGUCUAAAUAAUGAUGUGGAUUAUAGUCCAGCAAACUUUGGUGCUGUUAAUAAUGAAGAAGAAGGCAGUGAUGUAAUAUUGGAAGUCCAGGAAAUUCCGGAUGAACCCUUUGAGAUUGACCAAACAUCUAAAGCCGCGGAUGUACCUAUGCCGGAUACACCAUCUGCCAAUGACGAAAAAGAGACUGCCAUCAUCCACUCAGGGAUCUAA